CUUUUCUGUUUCUCUUCUCGCCCCAUCCACGGACACAUGCAGAUGAAAAUGAGCGAAAGCAUGUCCAUAUUGAUAUUGAUGUUGAUCAUGCUUGAAUUAGGUUGGGAUGUUGUUGAUCCUUGCUUCUUUUUUACUCCUUUUACUCCCUUUCCUAUUCUUCCUUCCUUCCUUCCUUCCUUCUUUUUUCUUUUUCUUUUUUUUUUAGUGUACAUACACUCUCCCAACGCUCGUUUCCUUCACUCCCAUUCUUGUUGAACA
Molecule: messenger RNA, 258 nt
Organism: Lobosporangium transversale
Lineage: Eukaryota; Fungi; Mortierellomycota; Mortierellomycetes; Mortierellales; Mortierellaceae
Exons: 1
Coding region: 37-255 (72 amino acids)
Source: RefSeq, a predicted model, not a curated record